AUGGCUGUUCAUCGUUAUGACCAAGAAGAUAUCGCUAUAUAUUGGGACUAUGGUUCGUGUACAAUGCUUUCCCAGUAUUCCUCUAGCUUGGCUAAGGUGUAUUCUACUCUCCCAGACACCACUCGAUCAACGAGCGCUAGUGGUGCUGUGUCCACCUAUGAUCUUGUGAAAAACAUCCGAGCGGCUAUUGCGCCCUUUGGACCCAUAAAAUCAUUUCGAGCAUACUCCGAUUUCUCAUUGACACCCUCCUUUGGGCUUAAAUCCACGAACAUUCGUUCGGAACUGUCGUCAUCGGGUGUAUCGUUAGUAGAUUGUCCAAGCGAUGGCCGAAAAGAACUCUGCACGAAAAUCAUGCUAGUGGAUAUUCUUAUCAAUGCAUGGGACCAUAAACCGCCAUAUACAUUUCUGAUUAUCACUGGAGAUCGAGACCUAGCAUAUGCAGUUUCGACUCUACGAACACGCCGAUAUAGAGUCAUCAUCAUCUGUCCUACGGCGACACAUCUAGAUUUAACUGCACAGGCGUCAGCGCAAUUAGAUUGGAGUCGAGUUGUGCUUGGAAUGGAUAAUGGACCGACAGAUUCCCCCGAGCCUCAUCUGCCGCCCAAAGACCCCCCGAUCUCUUCGUCCUUUGGUAUGCGGCGUCAAUCUGAAACGACGAACGACACUCACACGCACGUCCAAUACAUAUCAGCCACCAACACCACCAACACCAACAGCACCCUCAAAUCGGCAUCCAAAGAUCGCGGAGGCGGAGGCGGAGGCGGCGUGCUUGCCCACGCCGGCAUGAAAUCCAACACCGAGCUACCCAUGGCAGACCAUAACGGACCCCUGCGUGGGCGUCGGAACUCGCUAUUCUCGUCGUACGAUGCGCGCAAGUACAGCGUUUUUGGUGAUCUUGAUCGCGACUAUCCUGUGACUGCUGUUGGAAUUGGGUCUUUUGGCCUCGGAGACGGCCCGUUGUUCCCUCGAACGCGGUCUCAAGGCGGAGCGCAGUCGAGAGCGGACUCGGCGCCUCCCAACAUCCAGUACUCGACAAACCCACCAACACCUCGUGAAGAAGCCUUCGUACUUCCCUCAACAAACAAAGGAAAGCAGAAGGAUGCUCAGAUCUAUGAACCAGAGAACAUAUUCCCGCUCAUUCCUGCCGAGUUUCCUAAGAGCGUUCCUUAUUCAGGCAGCAUCUUUGAGCCGUUUGGGAGUUCUGAUCCAUUCCACUUUUCUAAAUCUCCUCCUCCCAAGUCUCCUCGUCAGAUCGCAGAAAAAUUCUCAGGGACACUGAGUAUGUCUCCUUCCUCCAAGUCAGAAUCUCUCACACGUUUUUCUGCUUUGCACACCGAGGUGUCGACAGCACCAACUUCUGCUGAUCCGGCGUCUCUCGCUGACAAGAGUGAUUUGACGAUCAAACCUCCGUCAAGCAAAAAAAUAGAUAGUCCAAAGCCAGCGCCUACCUUAACCCAUGGCACCGUAGCUUCGUCGCGCCAAAAUUCUUCAGAAACCGCUGCCUCCGCCACUGGCAGUGCGACUGCAGAAAAAAUUGACGAAUUCACUGCGAAGCAUAAGGAGUCCAAAGCCACGAGUCCAAUAAUUUUUGAGGCUUUUAAACCCGUGCAGUCUGUUAGUACCCCUGUGCCUUCGACAGCUACGGCAGAGAGGAAAACUCCUAGUCCACCUACGGUGCAAUCAAAACCAGCCAUGCCUUUCAUCCCGCCCGUAGCAACUGCUGUCAAGCCUGCCCCCGCGCCUUCUCCAACCCCUCCCAAGAGGUCGAGGGCCAACACGACGGCGACAUCCAUUCCAGCCUCCAGACCCAGCACACCCCAAGUUGCACCUGCCAGAUCAAGCACACCCCAAGUUGCACCUGCCAGAUCAAGUACACCCCAAGUCGUGCCUACCAGAUCCAGCACACCCACAGUUGCGCCUGCAAGUUCCAGCACACCCCAAGUUGUACCAGCAAUAUACGCCACUCUAGUACAAACGCUGCGCGAGGAACGAAAGCGUCACCCGACAGGCGUCACGAAAAGUUGGCUAGGAGCCAGACUGGUCAAGAAGAAUCCCAACCUUUAUCAGCAGGCUGGGGUGUCCAGAUUUGGGGCGUACAUCUCAAAAGCUGUGACUGCGGGUGUGGUAGUCGAAAGAAUCGUGGAGGACGAACCAGGCGUUGCACUUCACCCUUCGCUUAUGUGA
Psilocybe cubensis is the source of this 2184-nucleotide messenger RNA. RefSeq lists its product as uncharacterized. Gene Ontology annotation, cellular component: cytoplasm; peroxisome. NCBI's taxonomy places the organism in Eukaryota, Fungi, Basidiomycota, Agaricomycetes, Agaricales, Agrocybaceae. Gene Ontology annotation, molecular function: mRNA base-pairing post-transcriptional repressor activity; RNA nuclease activity; CCR4-NOT complex binding. The transcript is spliced from 2 exons. Bases 1 to 2184 code for a protein of 727 amino acids. The record is from RefSeq and is a predicted model, not a curated record. Gene Ontology annotation, biological process: post-transcriptional gene silencing.